This is a messenger RNA of Neoarius graeffei (lesser salmon catfish), 4762 nucleotides long. Its product is annotated as tyrosine-protein kinase Fyn-like. Gene Ontology annotation, cellular component: extrinsic component of cytoplasmic side of plasma membrane. The coding region runs from base 1809 to 3413 and encodes 534 amino acids. The transcript has 12 exons. NCBI's taxonomy places the organism in Eukaryota, Metazoa, Chordata, Actinopteri, Siluriformes, Ariidae. Gene Ontology annotation, molecular function: ATP binding; non-membrane spanning protein tyrosine kinase activity; signaling receptor binding. Gene Ontology annotation, biological process: T cell receptor signaling pathway; protein phosphorylation; cell differentiation. The record is from RefSeq and is a predicted model, not a curated record.
UCUCUGUCUCUCUCUGUUUCUCUGUCUUUCUCUCUCUCUCUCUCUCUCUCUGCUUCUCUGGGUACAGAGUUCUGUCUCUCUAUCUGUCUGUCUCUCUCUCUCUGCUUCUCUGGGUACAGAGUUCUGUCUCUCUAUCUGUCUGUCUCUCUCUCUGUCUGUCUGUCUGUCUCUCUCUCUCUCUCUCUCUCUCUCUCUCUCUGCUUCUCUGGGUACAGAGUUCUGUUGCUUUAUCUGUCUGUCUCUCUAUCUGUCUCUCUGUCUGUCUGUCUGUCUCUCUCUCUCUGUCUCUCUGGGUACAGAGUUCUAUUGCUUUAUCUGUCUGUCUCUCUAUCUGUCUCUCUGUCUGUCUGUCUGUCUCUCUCUCUGUUUCUCUGUCUCUCUGUUUCUCUCUCUCUCUGUCUCUCUCUGUUUCUCUGUCUCUCUGUCUCUCUCUGUUUCUCUGUCUCUCUCUGUUUCUCUCUCUCUCUCUCUCUCUCUCUCUCUCUCUGCUUCUCUGGGUACAGAGUUCUGUUGCUUUAUCUGUCUGUCUCUCUAUCUGUCUGUCUGUGUCUCUCUCUGCUUCUCUGGGUACAGAGUUCUGUUGCUUUAUCUGUCUGUCUCUCUAUCUGUCUGUCUCUCUCUCUGCUUCUCUGGGUAGAGAGUUCUGUUGCUUUAUCUGUCUGUCUCUCUAUCUGUCUGUCUCUCUCUGUCUCUCUCUGCUUCUCUGGGUACAGAGUUCUGUUGCUUUAUCUGUCUGUCUCUCUAUCUGUCUGUCUCUCUCUCUGCUUCUCUGGGUACAGAGUUCAGUUGCUUUAUCUGUCUGUCUCUCUAUCUGUCUGUCUGUCUCUCUCUCUCUGUCUCUCUGGGUACAGAGUUCUAUUGCUUUAUCUGUCUGUCUCUCUAUCUGUCUCUCUGUCUGUCUGUCUGUCUCUCUCUCUGUUUCUCUGUCUCUCUGUUUCUCUCUCUCUCUGUCUCUCUCUGUUUCUCUGUCUCUCUGUCUCUCUCUGUUUCUCUGUCUCUCUCUGUUUCUCUCUCUCUCUCUCUCUCUCUCUCUCUCUGCUUCUCUGGGUACAGAGUUCUGUUGCUUUAUCUGUCUGUCUCUCUAUCUGUCUGUCUGUGUCUCUCUCUGCUUCUCUGGGUACAGAGUUCUGUUGCUUUAUCUGUCUGUCUCUCUAUCUGUCUGUCUCUCUCUCUGCUUCUCUGGGUAGAGAGUUCUGUUGCUUUAUCUGUCUGUCUCUCUAUCUGUCUGUCUCUCUCUGUCUCUCUCUGCUUCUCUGGGUACAGAGUUCUGUUGCUUUAUCUGUCUGUCUCUCUAUCUGUCUGUCUCUCUCUCUGCUUCUCUGGGUACAGAGUUCAGUUGCUUUAUCUGUCUGUCUCUCUAUCUGUCUGUCUCUCUAUCUGUCUGUCUGUCUCUCUCUCUGCUUCUCUGGGUACAGAGUUCUGUUGCUUUAUCUGUCUGUCUCUCUAUCUCUCUGUCUCUCUCUCUCUCUCUCUCUGCUUCUGUGUGUACAGAGUUCCGUCUCUCUAUCUGUCUGUCUGUCUAUUAUAAGGUAAAAUAAGAAGCAGUAAAGUGUGUGUCCAACCCGGACUCCAGAGCCGUCAGGACUGUGUGUAAACCGUCAAUAAAAUCCGAACACAGUGCUUUGCGAAUCCUUUUCAACCUACAUUUAUUUUAAUCCAAUACAAAGACGAGCUAUUCGACCUUCAAACUGAUAAACUUCACUGUGAUUCCUGCAACACGUUCCAAAAAUGCUGGGACAGGAGCAGCAAAAGACCGGGGAAGCUGCGGAACACUCAAAAACACCUGUGUGGACAUUCUACAGUAGACGAUGGGGUGUGCACAGUGUAAGGAUAAAGAUGAGUCGAAGCUAGCAGAAGGUGGCGACCCUAUGGGGUUCCAGAGUGGGCAUGGUCACCCUGCUCCUCAGCAUAGCCCCGCCUUCGGAGCGACAUCCAUCCCCAACUACAACAACUUCACAACAUCAGGAAAUUCACUCACUGUGUUUGGAGGAGCCAAUAUACACACGCAAACACACACCGGAGUCCUGCACACACAACGGGCCGCAGGUGUCACUCUGUUCGUGGCUCUGUAUGAUUAUGAGGCUCGGGCUGAAGAUGAUCUCAGUUUUAGAAAAGGAGAAAAGUUUCAGAUCAUUAACAACACUGAAGGUGAUUGGUGGGAAGCGCACUCUCUCACUACAGGACAAAGCGGUUACAUUCCCAGCAAUUACGUCGCUCCAGUUGACUCCAUCCAGGCCGAGGAGUGGUAUUUCGGUAAACUGGGAAGGAAGGAUGCGGAGAGGCAGCUCUUUUCUUCAGGAAACCAGCGCGGCUCGUACCUGAUCCGAGAGAGCGAGACUACGAAAGGUGCGUUCUCUCUGUCUAUCCGGGACUGGGAUGAGGUUAAAGGUGACCAUGUGAAGCACUAUAAGAUCCGUAAGCUGGACAGUGGGGGUUAUUACAUCACCACACGCUCACAGUUCCAAACGCUACAGCAACUCGUGCAGCAUUACUCAGAGCGUGCGGCAGGUCUGUGUUUCCGACUGGUUGCCCCAUGUCACAAGGGGAUGCCCCGCCUCACUGACCUGUCAAUGAAAACCAAAGACGUGUGGGAGGUCCCACGUGAAUCACUGCAGCUCAUAAAGCGACUGGGCAACGGCCAGUUUGGGGAGGUCUGGAUGGGAACAUGGAACGGUAACACCAAGGUGGCUGUGAAGACUCUGAAGCCAGGUACCAUGUCCCCUGAGUCGUUUCUGGAGGAAGCUCAGAUCAUGAAAAAUCUGCGUCACGAUAAACUGGUGCAGCUCUACGCCGUCGUCUCCGAGGAGCCCAUCUACAUCGUCACCGAAUUCAUGAGCAAAGGAAGUCUGCUGGAGUUCCUGAAGGACGGAGAAGGUCGUGCUCUGAAGUUGCCCAACCUCGUGGACAUGGCAGCUCAGGUAGCAGCAGGAAUGGCCUACAUUGAGAGGAUGAACUACAUCCACAGAGACCUGCGCAGUGCGAACAUCCUAGUGGGAGACAAUCUGGUGUGUAAAAUCGCAGACUUCGGCCUCGCCAGACUCAUCGAGGACAACGAGUACACCGCCCGCCAAGGUGCGAAGUUCCCCAUUAAGUGGACGGCUCCGGAGGCAGCACUUUACGGAAAGUUCACCAUUAAAUCAGACGUCUGGUCCUUCGGCAUCCUGCUUACAGAACUGGUGACAAAAGGACGAGUACCGUAUCCAGGGAUGAACAACAGGGAGGUGUUGGAGCAGGUGGAACGUGGGUACCGUAUGCAGUGUCCUCAGGACUGUCCCACGUCUCUUUAUGAGCUCAUGCAGCAGUGCUGGAAGCAGAACCCAGAGGAACGUCACACCUUUGAGUACCUGCAGGCGUUCCUCGAAGAUUACUUCACCGCCACCGAGCCGCAGUACCAACCCGGAGACAACUUAUGAUCCCUCCCACAGCGCCCCCGGCGGCCUGGAGGCAGAAUCACAGCCUCCAUCAACUCCUUUAAACCUGCGUUUAUCUCCACCAGAGAAGAAGAAGCUCCAUAAUGAAGCUUUCAAUCCAGACGCAGAUUUGAAGGAGGUGCUGUAGGGGGAGAGGGCGGGGUUAGCGACGGGAAUUGUGGGUAAUUUAGGAUGCUUUUUAACCUUGUAGCGGUUAGUAAACAGAAUUGUGGGUAAUAAUGUGGUUAUAGUGGUUUUUGAGCACAUACUCUAGUGCCCUCUUCUGGUCUGGAGAUUAUUUACACGGUUUAACUUCUGAACUGUGUUUUAAACAAUAUGUUCAGAAUCCAGACGCAGAUCUGAUGGGGCGUUAGUGAGCUGAAUUGUGGGUAAUAUGUAUUCGGAUACACACGGAGAAGACAGGGGGAUUGUGGGUAACUGUGCCUUUAUCAGUUUUAAUUUGUGUGUUAUAGAUUUAACACAGCGGUGAAUAUGACGCAAGAUCAAAUGCACAGCGGAAACAAAAGCUAAAUCUCAUGCAGCACUUUUACAAAUGCUGCCAGGUUUAUUUUUGGAAUUUAUUUUUGUAGAAUGUUUUUAAUUAAUGCCCAAAGACCCAUUAUGCAAUGCUGCCUUUGUUGUUUUGGCCUUUGUUCAUUGUUCGUGUUCUGGACUGAAUUUUAUGUUCAUGCUAACAACAAAAUAUAACUUUAAAAUAAUAUAUGUUGAAUUUUUAGCCAAAUGUAUGAGAGUACUUUUCAUUUUAAACAGAGGAGAUGCCUUUUCUUAGUGUUUUGAGAGUAUUUAGAGUUAUUUUACUUCCUCGUCUCAGGUGUUAACGAUGUUAAUGAUCAUGUGAUCAGAACGAGUGAUCAGAUCCUGUGAAACGAUUUUGGACGACUCGCUCAGAAAGUCUUACAUUUUCACUCUUCACUGCUUUUUAUUUACUUUUGCACUCUCUUUUUCGUGGCUUUAAUGUUUGUAAUGUAACCAGGGACAGAUUUAAUGAUGAAUGGUUUGGACGGAGGAGCGCCGCAGGGGUGCGACAGUGCCGUUUUAUAUCUAACCCUCGUCGACUUCCUCUAACAAUCCCAAUCUCAACAAUCAAAUCAUCCACUUCUGAAAUAUUACUACUUGUGUUUACGUUAUAAACAGCUGGACAGCAGUUCAUUCUGAGGAACUUGUCUGCAGCAAAGCUCACUAGAUGGUCAAGGGGACUCGAUUUAAGGAAAGUGAACAAGGGGACGUUAAACGCAGGCCUCAUUUCAAUCUAAUGUGUUUUUAUAUUCCAGGUUGUUGCAUGUCCUUUUUUAAAAUCAGUUUUUAAAUAAAAAAUAUUUUACACUCUUUUA